Pocillopora verrucosa is the source of this 1542-nucleotide messenger RNA. Lineage: Eukaryota; Metazoa; Cnidaria; Anthozoa; Scleractinia; Pocilloporidae. The record is from RefSeq and is a predicted model, not a curated record.
CUAAGAUGCUGACAUGGAGAAUUUGUCUAACAAUCAAGAGCUUCUUUAGUCAGUGAUCAGCUCCUUUAUUCUCCUGACCUUAAUGUUUGAUUCAGGGGGGAUAUGGAUCUUGAUGAAGAAUUUCAGAAGAAAAGAGAUUUUGUGGAGGAGUACACACCACUUACCAAGGAGACAUAUAGGGAUCUUGUUGAAGAAUUUCAGAAGAAAAGAGAUUUUGUGGAAGAGUACACACCACUUACCAAGGAGACAUAUGGGAACUUCACCAAAAUGGUACACAGUCAGCAACGUGUUGCAUUAGCAGUGAAUGAUUUUAGUUCUGGCAUCAUGACAGCAUCUGCUGGUGAUGAUAAUAGUACCAAGGAAUUGAAAGGGAGUUUUGUGACUUUUUCAAGUGCACUAAAUGGUGUCAAGGAAUCACUGGAUGUUAUGUCCACUAAUGAUGACAACACAUUAGGUUUUACUUUAGAACUUUAUUCCAGAUACAUGGAUGCUGCCAAGGAGAUGCAUUUCCAUCGUACAUGUAAACUAGUUGAGUAUGAGAACGCAACAAAAGCACUGGAAAAAGCCAAACCCAAGAACCAAAAACAAAUGAUCCGUUACGUCUCAUCCAGUAUGCUGAAUCGCGGUUAAAGAAUGGAAGAGAUACCUAUGCCAUUUUGGCCAAAUUAUUGAAUGACAUGAAAAAAACUGCUUAAUCAAUGAGCACCAAAAUGGAGACAUAAUUUUCACUUUAGACGUUGUCUCUAACCAGAGAUAUUUAACCUAAAUGUAUUUGUUGUUUUCAAUUAAUUGGUAACAGGACUUCUUAUUAUUCAAUUCUUUCUGUAAUCAUACUCGUGAUUGACAAAUUGGUGUCCCGCUUCGCAGUCGUCCAAUUUUGUCAAUCAUGAGUAUGAUAGCAACAGACCUAAUUAGACUCCACUCAGUUCUAUUACCAUUGUAACUUGGCUGGAAAUGGUGGCAAAAAUCUAGCAAUGACUUGAAAUUUAAUCAGCAUAUAUUUGAUGACAAAAAGAAACUUUUCAAUUUUGUGAAGGCUACCAGCCUUGAAUCAAGGCUCCAGAACAUUCAAUAAACACUUAACAUGUUGAAUUUUCAACUUUAUGUUUUUUCAUGCAGAUCACCUUUAUACUAAAGAGUGAAUUAAUUUCUUCACAUCUUUUUAUAAAAUAAUAUUUUUAUUAAUUCUGAAUGAGUGGGUUUCAAAUAUGCAAAGUUUUAUACAUACUUCCACAGUAACAGCCAUUAUGGAUAAAAAAAUUUCCUUUUCAAUCCUCUGAAAAGUACCAACCAAAAAAUUGAUUUCCUUUGUAUUGAAAAGCUUUUGUAAUUCGUAUUAGAUAUAGCGAUGGUAGGUUUUUGUUUGAAUAACUUUCGAAUUACCUGUAAAGGCAGAACUUGACAUUUUCAGUUGACUUACGUGCGAAUAUACUUCUUAUUCUAGUGAAAAAUGUUUUCCCAGUGUAAUUAUUUGUUUUAACUUAGAAUGGGCCAUAUACAACGCCACUUGUCGUUUCAGCUUUACCAAAGCUCUCGCAUCUC